AUGGCCGGAACUCUCGUUGAAAGGGCCGCGCAUCCGGUCAAUACCUCUUCUCUUGAUACCAAACUUGACGUUUCUGCUCGCCCUCGCAGCCAAUCUCACCUCGAAGCAGCAUUUUCUCCUGUCAACAACGAUGGCUGUUUUGAUUUUGACCGCGUGUUGAAGAGCGGCUACGUUCAGAAGCGCACGCAAAAGACAAAGGUUAUACUGACUCCUUUCCAGAAAUGGAAGCCUGUUUACCUUGUCCUGCGACCCAACACCCUCUCUUUGUACAAGAACGAAAGCGAGUCUCGACUACGACAUCAGCUUUACUUGUCCGAGCUUACAGCCGUCGCCGAAUUGAAGGACCCCAAGCAUAAGCGCGAGAAUGUUUUUGGCCUCUUUUCCCCGUCUCGCAACUACCACUUUCAAGCGAACUCCGCCGAGGAUGCUCGGGAAUGGAUGGAUUUGAUACGGAGAGAUGCGCGUAUCGACGAAGAGGAGGACGAGAUGUUCCUUGCUAGUCCACGUGCCUCUCAACAGCCUAAUAAUGGCAUCAAGCCGGUCUCUAUUGACAACAAUCGACCAAAUGAACAUGAGCGCUUUCUUUCCAGCUCCCCGGAACCAAUGGGAUCAUCUGCUCCCAGAUAUGUCACUUCGGCAGGGGGUAGGAGAAGAUCGUCGAUACUAGAGUCUUCGGGACUAUCGGGCGCGGAGUUCGCAUCGCACUCCGACCUUUCCGACAAUGAAGCUUUCCGUCCCCAGGAUUCGUCCUACGAUAGUUUUGCUGUUCAAUCGCCUGGAAAUCUACCUCCAGCGGUUCGCCCACCAGGUCAAGGUAUCCGAUCUGCGAGCCAAACGAGCGUGUCCAAUGUUGAGCAAGACCCUGACCGUGUCAUAUGGCAAGGCCGGCUCUACCUCUUGCGCCACCGACGUGGCAUGCGCCAGUGGAAGGAUAUGUGGGCUGUUCUUCGCCCACGUAACCUCAUUCUCUACAAGGACGAGUCUGAAUACACAGCUCGGUGGAUUCUACCGCUCUCUGCCGUCGUCAACGUCGUCGAUCUGGAUCCUCUCAGCAAGAGCAAGAAGCAUUGCCUUCAGGUCAUUACUGAAGAAAAGAGCUACCGUUUCUGCGCUCACGAUGAAGACGCUCUUGUUCGCUGCAUUGGCGCCUUCAAGAGUUUGCUUGCUAAGCGUCGCGAACUUGAGGCUCGCGCUGCCGCGACGGCCACAUGA
Fusarium redolens is the source of this 1212-nucleotide messenger RNA. RefSeq lists its product as uncharacterized. The coding region runs from base 1 to 1212 and encodes 403 amino acids. The transcript is spliced from 2 exons. The record is from RefSeq and is a predicted model, not a curated record. NCBI's taxonomy places the organism in Eukaryota, Fungi, Ascomycota, Sordariomycetes, Hypocreales, Nectriaceae.